UGCAUUGCCGUGGCGGCGGCUGCGCUGCGCCUCCGUGUUCCUCGAGACCGGCCGAACCCGCGCCGGAUUUGGGCAGGUUUUACUAGGGUUUUUGCCGAUCCGCUUCCCUUCCGCCGCGCCACCCUCUACUCUACCCUACUCCUCCCGCUUCCUCCGCGCCUACCUGCGUGCUCGCGAGGCCGCCCGCCAUGAGGGACCUCCAGCUCUCGCUGAACCAGACCCAGAGGGUGCGCCUCGAGGCCGCGCUCCACGAGCUCCAGACCGUCGCCCCCGCCGCCGCCGUCACCGUCGCGGACACCAUCCCCGUCAACGACGAGGACAACAUUCUCAAGGGGCAUGGGACGUCGGAUCAGGACGGGGAGGUGGUGGCGACGCUGUGCGGCGUGGUGGAGCGGGUCAACAAGCUGGUGUACGUGCGGACGCUUAGGGCGAGGUAUAAGCCGGAGGUUGGUGAUAUCAUAGUUGGCCGUGUUAUUGAGAUUGCACCUAAACGCUGGAGGUUGGAGAUAAAUUUUAGCCAAGAUGCUGUUUUGAUGCUUUCUUCUAUGAAUUUACCCGAUGGAAUUCAGAGAAGGAGAACUGCUGUCGAUGAACUUAAUAUGCGGACAAUUUUUGAAGAAAAUGAUGUUAUCUGUGCUGAAGUUCGUGGUUUCCAACAUGAUGGAUCUCUGCACCUACAAGCACGGAGUCAAAAGUAUGGAAAGCUUGAGAGGGGUCAACUGCUUGUAGUACCUGCAUACUUGGUAAAACGACGGAAGCAGCAUUUCCACCACCUCGAGCAAUAUGAUGUUGACUUGAUUCUUGGUUGCAAUGGAUUCAUCUGGGUAGGUGAGCAUGUUGUGGUAGGUGAAAACGCUAAUAUGAUGGAAAAUAAGCUGAAUUUGAGUGCUGAAGUGGAGAAUUUCACUCCACUAGAAACAAGGAAACAUAUUUGCCGGCUUGCCAAUGCUGUACGUGUGCUUUCAGCUCUGGGUUUCACUUUGACAGUUGAACUGAUAAUUGAGACUGCUGAAGCAAGUGUAUCAUCAAAUAUCGAGAUAAACAACAUGCUUGGGGCUGAAUUUUAUGUCCAGACAGCAGAGAGAGAGGUAAAACGUCGAGCUGAUCUGUUGCGAAAGAAAAGUGGAGCAAGAUAAAAUCUGCUGAUCCUAUGUAAAGAUGCCUAAACGUGUACAAGAAGAAAGCCUGAUAAGUGCCAUCGUACUCUGCCAUAGAGAUCCAACUGUUUUCAGAUCUACGGUGCUUGCAUUUGAUGAUAGUGCUAGAAAUGGCAAAAUGCUGGGCUUGCAGUGCUGGAGGGGCCUCAUCUAUGUUAAAUCACAUAACUAUUGAUGUACGUUUGACGCUUUUUUUUUUGAAUUGUAUUACUGCAUACUCCCUUUCUUGAAAAUUCUAGUAAUCUAUAUCCUGAGAUUUUGAUGGUGUCAAAA
This is a messenger RNA of Oryza sativa Japonica Group (Japanese rice), 1430 nucleotides long. RefSeq names its product exosome complex component RRP4 homolog. Gene Ontology annotation, cellular component: cytoplasmic exosome (RNase complex); nuclear exosome (RNase complex). Gene Ontology annotation, molecular function: RNA binding. The record is from RefSeq and is a predicted model, not a curated record. Gene Ontology annotation, biological process: U4 snRNA 3'-end processing; exonucleolytic trimming to generate mature 3'-end of 5.8S rRNA from tricistronic rRNA transcript (SSU-rRNA, 5.8S rRNA, LSU-rRNA); TRAMP-dependent tRNA surveillance pathway. Lineage: Eukaryota; Viridiplantae; Streptophyta; Magnoliopsida; Poales; Poaceae.